CUGUCCGGGAGGCGCGAAAACAAAAAAAAACAGCCAUGGUGCAGUGGUGCGGCUUGCUGGUGCUGGUGGCGACGGCCGCCCUGGUGCGGGGCUCGGCGCUCGGCCCUGGACCGGCCCCCCGCCUCGUACUGCCCCCCGCCGGACGGAUCCAGGACGACGCCGAGAAGCUGCUGGGGCUGCCCGCCGGGGUGCAGGUCGACCCCGCGCCGCCGCGGCGCUACAGCCCCGCGCCCAAGGCCGCCGUGAAGGCCGUCCGCGCCGACGCCGACCCCUACCGCCUGCCCCAGAACGUGGUGCCCACGCGCUACCAGCUCGCCCUGACCGUGGACAUGACGGUCCUCAGCUUCACGGGGUCCGUGAGCAUCUCGCUGAACGUGCUGGCCGACACGGACACCAUCGUGCUGCACGCCGCCGACAACCUCGGUUUGCCCGAGGACAGCGUGAGGGUGGAGGCCGCGGACCACAGCACCGUCGCGGUCAGCAAGGUGGAGCGGAACAGCCAGUACAGCACCGUGACCGUCACCCUGGCCGCCCCACUGCAGAAGAACGCGCACUACACGCUCUCCUUCUCGUCCUUCUCGUCGGACCUCCUCGGGGACCUCAGCGGCUUCUACAAGUCCAGCUACGUCACGUCGGACGGCACCACGCGCUACUUGGCCACGACGCAGUUCGAGUCCAUCAACGCCAGGAAGGCGUUCCCCUGCUUCGACGAGCCCAGCCUCAAGGCACGCUUCGACAUCCAGAUCACGCACGACAAGGGCUACGGUGUUCGGUCCAACAUGCCGCUGCUGAGUACCAGUUCCGACGACAGGACCCAGACGACCGUCUUCAAGUCCACCGUCCCCAUGUCCACGUACCUGCUGGCGUGGGUGGUGUCCGACUUCGAGAAGGUGUCCAACGCCGACGAGACCUUCAACACGUGGGCGCGCAAGGACAUCGUCGCGGGUGCCACCAUCAGUCAGCAGGUGGGCCAGGAGGCCCUGAAGCAGCUCGCCGAGUACACCGGCAUCGCCUACGUCAUGCCCAAGACGGACCAGUUCGCCAUCCCCGACUUCAGCGCCGGCGCCAUGGAGAACUGGGGCCUCGUCACCUACAGGGAGCCGUACCUCAUCAAGACGGAGAACACGGACGUGUCCUACGAGCAGACGAUCUCGACAAUCAUCUGCCACGAGCUGUCCCACCAGUGGACCGGCAACCUGGUCACCAUGGACUGGUGGUCCAACACCUGGCUCAACGAGGGCUUCGCCACCUUCUUCGAGAACUUCAUCUGCGACAAGAUCAACCCCGACAUGAAGCUGAUCGAGAAGGCCAUCACCACGUACGCCCAGGUGGCCUUCAACAACGACCUGAUCGACACCCAGCACGCCAUGAGCAGCCCCGUCUCCAGCCCCGCCGAGAUCGAGGCCAAGUUCGACCGCAUCUCCUACUCCAAGGGCGGCACCGUCCUCCGCAUGUUCCAGCACAUCCUCACCCCGGCCGUCUUCCAGAAGGGCCUCUCGCGCUACCUGGCCACCAACAUGUUCAUGAACGGCACCCCCGAGAAGCUCUUCCGCGCGCUGGCCGCCGAGGCCGCGGCCGCCAACGACAAGACCCCCGACACGGUGUCGCUGCCCGACAACGUGGACUUCCCCGCGGUGGCGAGGAGCUGGACUGAGCAGCCGGGCGCGCCCGUCGUCACGGCCUCGUGCGACUUCAGGGCCAAGAAGUGCACCCUGUCGCAGCAGCAGCUGCGCUCCGCGUCGUCCACGUCCAAGACCAGCAACAAGUGGUACAUCCCCGUGACAGUCAUCACCUCCAAGUCCGCCGACCUGUCCGCCGUCAAGACCGUCGCCUGGCUCACGCCCGACAAGGACAGCGUCAGCAUCGACAUCGACGUCGACGACGAUAGCGCGCAGUGGGUCAUCAUCAACCCCCAGCAGACAGGCUACUACCGCGUGCAGUACGACGACGCCUCCAGGGGCCGCAUCCUGGCCGCGCUCUUGGACUCCCAGAACGAGGCUGUGCUGGACGGAGCGACGCGCGCGCAGUACUUGAGUGACGUCCUGGGCUUGGCGCAGACCGACAAGCUGGACUGGACCGAGACCGUCAAGGCCCUGCAGACCCUCAAGGACACGCAGAACUCGGCCGUGUGGCUGGCCGGCUUCCGCGUCAUCAGCACCCUGGCUAACGAGCUCGCCAACACCGACGUCUACUCGUCGUUCAAGAUUAUCUUGGACAAGGUCACCGCGUCCACGUUCGAGAAGGUCGGCCUGAAGGUCAAGGAGACCGACGACCACAACACCCGCCACCUGCGCUACUUCGUGGCGCCCUACGCCUGCGCCAGCGGCAACGCCGAUUGCCUCGCUGAGGCGGCCACCAUGCUCAAGGAUCUUUUCGCCAACAGCGUCCUCCCCCACGUGGACAUGGCCCGCGCCGUGCUGUGCUACGGCCUCAAAACCACCGACGACACCGUCUUCGCCAACGUGAAGCAGCUGUGGCAGUCUGCUACUGGAACGACGCGAAGCGACAUGGCCACCGCCCUCGCCUGCGCCCCGAGCCAGAAACUCGUCUCGACCACGGGGCUGAUCCCCGAGCUGCUGUCCAAGACGAAAGCCAAGGAGCAGGACAAGUCCGACCUGUACGACCUGUUCGACUCCAUCAUCACGCAGCAGCCCGACCACCGCCGCGCCCUGCUGGACUUCGUCAAGGGCAACUGGCAGAAGAUAGACACCUUCUUUGGUGACACCGAAAGCCUGGCCAUGGUCUUGACUUCCAUCAUCGGCACGAUCCGCAACGACGCCGAGCUGAGCGAGGUGCAGCAGUGGGUGCGCUCCACCUUCUCGGGCCGCGCCGAGUACGCCAACAUCCAGGGCUCGCUGUCCAUCAUCGAGGACCGGCUGCACAACGGCUGGUACCGCAGCAACUACGAGAAGGUGGCCGCCUACAUCUACCUGGAGACGAACACCCACCCGCCCGCCGGCCCCACCACCUCCCAUCCCCCAACCUCCAACCCCGGCCCCACCUCGGCACGCCCCACGGGCCAGCCCGGCCCCACCUCGGCACGCCCCACCGGCCAGCCCGGCCCCGGCCCCAACCCCUCGACGGCCAAGCCGAACGGGGCCUCCUUCGUGGCGGCGUCGACCACCACUCUCCUCUCCUUGGUGCUCCUGGUGGCCGCCCUUGCCCAGAGGGCGUAGAGCCCUUUUUGUAAAUUUAAUUUUAGCUAGAAAACUCGAUAAAUAAACUUUUAUACCGAUCGUUGA
Thrips palmi is the source of this 3242-nucleotide messenger RNA. Its product is annotated as aminopeptidase N-like. The transcript is spliced from 13 exons. Gene Ontology annotation, biological process: peptide catabolic process; proteolysis. The record is from RefSeq and is a predicted model, not a curated record. Bases 36 to 3176 code for a protein of 1046 amino acids. Lineage: Eukaryota; Metazoa; Arthropoda; Insecta; Thysanoptera; Thripidae. Gene Ontology annotation, cellular component: cytoplasm. Gene Ontology annotation, molecular function: metalloaminopeptidase activity; peptide binding; zinc ion binding.